Anopheles marshallii is the source of this 4859-nucleotide messenger RNA. It is a transcript of the gene Ge-1, whose product is annotated as enhancer of mRNA-decapping protein 4 homolog. Gene Ontology annotation, biological process: deadenylation-independent decapping of nuclear-transcribed mRNA. Gene Ontology annotation, molecular function: protein binding. The transcript has 9 exons. Bases 1 to 4824 code for a protein of 1607 amino acids. Gene Ontology annotation, cellular component: P-body. The record is from RefSeq and is a predicted model, not a curated record. Lineage: Eukaryota; Metazoa; Arthropoda; Insecta; Diptera; Culicidae.
AUGGAAACUACCGAACGAACCGUGUCGACCGUUGCAGGCGGCAGCAGGAAAAUCGCUUUCAGUGUGGAAGAGGCCCAACAUUCCUUUAAGACCACCGAUAAGAAUAUUACAGUGGUGUGUACCGAGGGCAAACAUGACCGUGGUAGUUCGAAGAUCAAGCUGGUCAAUGUGGUCAACUUCAAAUGGGAACAGAAAAACUACCCUGGACGGUUGAUAGCCUGUCACAAGGACUGUUUUCUGCUCGCGUACUCAAUUCGAGUAACGAAGCAGUCCAAGAGCGAAAGCAUGGUACGGGUAGCCCAUUUGGAUCUUCCCGAACGAGGUCUGAUUAAAGGACUGUCAGAUGAAAUUCUUGACCUGCAGUUCUCGCACAACAGCACCUACGAUUGUUUGCUCGGCAUCAUCGAACGGACAACUCUGCACGUCCACAAGGUGCUGGUGAAAGGUGAAAAGGUAACCACCGCGCUCAAGGUGAAAAUCGUCGAUCCGCUCGAUGGGCACGUCCCGACAUGCGACCGCAUAACCUGGUGUCCGUACAUGAGCGAUGGUGCCGAUUAUAGCGAUGAUUUCGCCAAGGAGCUGCUCGUGUGGACCCGCGGACCAACGUUCCAGUGCUACAGUAUUAGUGCGCUGGCAAAAUCGUACAUCGACACGACCGAUCUGAAAGCGUCCGAUAUCGAAGAGGGUGGUUUUAAGGCGAACGAUGGGGAUGCAAUCAUCACGGGCAGCGUGUUCUCCGACGAUGGUACCACACUGGCGCUCAGCUCGAACGACGGUUUGAUCCGGUUCUAUCAGGUGUACCAGCACGCGAACGAUCGCUCACCGAGGCGGCUGCAUAUGUGGAAGCCGCACGACGGCAAACCGAUCACAAGCUUCUUCUUCCUGGACAAUUACACCGAAACGGUGAACAAUAAAACGAUCUGGAAGCAUGCGAUCACCUGCGCGGAGAACAACUCGGAAAUCAAGGUGUGGUGUUGCGAAUCCUGGGAGUGUCUGCAAACGAUUCGUUUAACGUCCUCGGUCGCCGAUGCAUCGCUUCACUUUAAAGCAGAAAUCGACAUCUCCUCCACGUAUCUUGUGCUUACCGAACGUAACACACGUCAGAUUUACGUGAUGCAGAUACGGAAAGGAAAAGGUGCCACCUCACCCGAGGCCGAACCGGUGGUGCAAUCGAAGAAGAGCAUCAUUAGCAAGGGCGGCACUCGUACGAUCGUUCAGCCGUACAUUGUGUCGAUCGCGGAGUACCCACUGUCGGCAUCCGUGUUAGGGUUUGCCAUACUGUACGCAACGGCCGGCAACUCCAAGUACGGCGAUUAUGAGGACGAAGAUGAUGAUGAUCAGUCGGCACAGAAGUGUGUUGUCAUUCGUAUGUUUUUAGUGCAACCAAACAAUCUGCAGGACUGUACGCUGAUGUACGAUGCGAUACCGGAAAGCGAGAGCGAACCACUUACGAAGGAGCUAACGGACGAACCGGACCGGGAUGUGGACGUGACGGAAAGGCAGGAAAAUUCUUCCUCAGCGUCUUCGUCCGCUUCGAACGAAACGACGGACAAUGUAUCGGAUCCACCAUCGGAAGAGGAAGAUCGUUCAUUGGAUGGCGGUGGUGGUGGUAACGAUGGUACGGCAUUGAAAGGGAAACCAUCGAAGGUGGACGUUAAGAACGGUGAUGCCCAAGAUGGUGACGGAUCAGAUAAUCCCAGUGUGGUGGAUGACCCGAUAGUGCUUAAAAUGGCGGAAGCAGCACAAAAAUUAAACGACGUGUUUGUAGGAAUCCGUACGACACAACCUUCGACGGAAAGAGCGAUCGUUGCGGGUACCAGCGCACCGACGACACCGGCCAGCAGCACCAAAGUGAAUCUUAUGACUCCGGACUCCUUCAGCACACCAGCUACCGCUUGUAGCAGAUCCGCCGGAAAGGAGAACCUGAAAGAUGUGCGCAUUAUCAACCUUUCGGAGCUGCCCUACCCCGAAAUGGAAACGAUCAUGAAUCAGUACGAUCGGCGAACCGCCGGUAGACGGCGUGGCCGUGGGUCUGCGAUCAACGUGACCACCACAUCGACCGAUGGCGCAAGGAAGCCCAAUUCGUCCGCCACUAGCACGGCCAGCGCGAAUGGCAGUGUGUCUAGCGAUGGUAAUAGCUCCGACGACGAAGAGGAACCAGAAGAAGAGGGUGGUGGCAACACUAGUGUCGCUUCGGUGGCCGGUUCGGAACGAAUCGCCAACAUUACCGACGAUCCGGACGAUAACGGGGACAAUGAUGAGGAGGAGGAAGACACGGACGUGGAGCCUAAAGUUGUAUCCACGCAGGGCAAAAAGAGCAGUGGGAAGUUGGGUUUUGCGAGAGCGAAUGGUGUUGUCGGAAGUACGGUCGAGCAAACGAAAGGCAGAAAGGGAAGCCACCCAACUGGAACGGGGCAACCGGGUGGUGUCCUUAGCGUUUCGCGGACACCGUUAAACAUGGAACACUUUACCAAAAUACUCACACUUGACGAAACAGAACCACCGACGGUUCGAGAAAAAAUAAAAAGCGAUGAAUCGGUUAAGCCGGAAGUGCUCAACACGCUGUUUAUGCUGGCAAAGGCCACACAACAACAUCAGCAGACGGAGCCGGCAGCUGCCGUUUCGGAGCUGUUGGCAUCGGUUGAUGCAAAGGCCAAUCAACCGAUCGUACUGCCGACGACGGAAAAACUCGAGCUCGCGUUUGUGAACAUGAUGAAAAGUCUGUCGGAGCAGUCGGAAGAUAAUGCAAACGGUAAAUCGAAGCACCGGAACUCAACCAACGGGCCAGCCAGUAUGGCGCAGGAGAGCGUUAUAGAUACUCCAACCGUACCACCUAUGCCAUCCGCGGAAAUGCUCGCAAGCGGCGGUUCCAGCCCAAGCCGGGAGGUGCAACAAAUUAUGUCUACCAAGGGUCCAGUUAUCAGCAUGGUCGAAGAUCUAUUCUUGUACUCGUGCGUGGAAAGGAAGGACGAUUACGAAGACGAAGAUGACGAUGAGGAGGAGGGCGUUGUUAAUGUGACCGGUCGAUACGAUGAGGAGGAUGGUGUGGUUGUGGUCGUUGCUAACGGUACCGACGACAAUCCGGAUGAGGUGGAUGAGAAAGAUGGGGAACCUGUUGCGGCGGACGCGAGUGUGUUACUGUCUGAGGAAAAGGCUACGGCUGCAGUUUCGGCCCUCAAAGAACCCAUUCCGGAUAGUAGCACUGUUGAGUUGGAGCUUGUGCAGGCUGCCAAGCGCAGCAAGGAGACCGCGCAGGGCAACAGUCCGAGCGACGAGAAAGCACGAGUGGAAACGAACAAUGAACCAACAACGGCCCGUUUUUGGCCAGCGAAAGUACCGACCGAAGUGCCGGCCGGUAAAGCGAACGAUCCAAAACCAUCUCCGGCACAGGAAACGUACGCCGGCGUACCAGCACCUACGGUCGUCCAUAUGCCAGAAGGGUCGAAGCAGAUUGCCGAUCUUAAUGGCAAGCUGGACCGGAUGAUGGAGCUGCUGCUAAUGCAGUCGCGACAGAUCGGGGAGCUGAACAUGCAGCUGGAAGCGAUGAAGAAAUCGAAAGAGGAAGAGCAACGGCGGUGCAGCACGGCACUGAACCGAAUCAACCAAACGCUUCCGAAGAAGAUCGAAACGCAGCUGUCCGCACUGUUGGUACAGCACACGCUGAAAGUGGAGCAAACGCUGGUGACCUGCUUCAACACCCAGCAGGCCCGGUUAACCGAAACACUAACGCACCUACCUCAGGCGAUAAUGGCCCAGCUGUCACCUAAGAUGAUUCCGGUGUUGUUGCAGGAGAUACUAAAACGGGUGAUACCGACCAUUAACGGCAAGCUGGACGUGAUGCAACGUGGAAUAUGCAUGGAACUGGCGGAAAAGUUGCUCGCAAACGAAGGGGCAAUGCGCGAAACCGUCCAGCGAACAAUACGUAGUGAGCCUGUCACGAAGGUGAUAACCGCUGCUAUACAUUCCGGAUCGCGCACGGUAUUCACGGAUGUUUACAACCAAUCGAUGCGGGAAAUCGUGCUGCCCACCUACAGCCAAGAGACGAAGGAACUUUUCACACAACUUAACACAUCCUUUGGCCAUGGCAUUGUAGAGCUAAUGCGAAAGCUCGACGAACACCUCGACAGGGUGGUAAAGAUGCAGGAAUCGACAACCGGAUGUUUAAAAAUAAUACGCGAACUGCCGAAAGACCUUUCCACAGCUGCGGACGACAUCUUUAACGGUUGUGCGCGGAUGGUGCGACACAGCAUGGAGAAGGAUAUGCGGACACUGGAAACGACGCUGCUGAAGUCGAUCCGCGAUCACAUCGGAAAGGAGAUUGAGAAGGGCUUCGAGGCACAAACAUCGUCGCUGGAAGAUUCCGUCCUGUCGGUGGUUCGGUCACAGGCACAAACGCCCGCACCAAGCAAUAUGGACGUGCAGGACCAAAUCAAGCAGUAUCUCAGCGGUGGCCAGAUCAACAAAGCGUUCCACAAGGCGCUGCUUUCAAAUGAUCUGAACCUGGUGGAAUUUCUGCUUGAGCGGGCCGACUACAAGCAGGUGUUUAAUCCGUGUCCGCUCGAGCAAACGGUGCUGCUGUCGCUGAUACAGCAAGUGUCCGCCGAUAUGAGCAACUACAAUGAAUUAAAACAAAAGUACUUGUCGGACGCGAUAGUAAGCCUGGACUUUCAAGAUCCGAUCACGAAGGAACACUCGCCGAAGGUGAUAUUGGAGCUGAUAAACAACUGUCAGAAGUUUAUGACCGACAACCCAUCCAAUCCGCUUUGUACCGGUAUCAAAAUGUUGGUCAUUGCCGCACAGUACAUGGGCUACAAGAAUAUCUGAUAUCUGCUCAAGUAGCAGCAGCAGCAGCAGCAACA